This is a messenger RNA of Branchiostoma floridae (Florida lancelet), 366 nucleotides long. RefSeq names its product UPF0669 protein v1g209471-like. The coding region runs from base 1 to 366 and encodes 121 amino acids. The transcript has a single exon. The record is from RefSeq and is a predicted model, not a curated record. NCBI's taxonomy places the organism in Eukaryota, Metazoa, Chordata, Leptocardii, Amphioxiformes, Branchiostomatidae.
AUGUACCGGGAAGGGGAGGUCACCCUUUUGGUGGAAACGCUAGAGGGCGAUGCAGACAUCUACGUGUCAUCCACUAGCCUGUCCCCUGACUUUGAUAACUAUGACAUGAACUCGGUGACUUGUGGGGAGGACAAAGUGGAGAUACCCAGUGACAUGAAGAGACCCGUGGGUAUAGGUAUCUACGGACACCCCUCUCACGACUCCACCAGGUAUCGCUUCACUGUGCUGGUGGACUACUUUUCAGGUAGCGAGUCAUUUGUUCAAGGAAACAACAGAGAAGAAAGCGAUGAGGAUGUAGAAGAGGAGUCCAUAUUAUGGACCAUAUUUGUAAGCAUAUUGAAGAUAUUGCUAGAUAUCUUGGUUUAA